UGCAUUUCUCAAUCCUUUUUCUAAUGAUGUCGCAAAUCGCAGGCCGUCAGAACACGUUCUAGAGUGCUGUAGAAAGACAGCAGCUUUAUGUCCAACUAGCUGCGUCCUUAAUGUACAUUUAUGUUUAUAUUCAUUCGUGAUUGUUCUUGAAUGGGUCACAUGGAAGAUCAUGCUGCUUUUGUUGGCACCUACACCGGAUGUGCUCAACACGAGCUUUUCUUGGCUGAGAUCGUGUUUAUGCUUGCUAUUGUAGUGCGCAAUUUAUCCUUACCAUGGGUAUUCCUAGGUAGAAAAUUCAAUACGAGUAUCUACGUAUAUUGGUUCAAGUUCCUUUUGGACUAUGCAUUUCUGGUGCUUCCGCCUUUGUUGGCGAUGACAACGCUCUCAGAUUCUUUGUUCUUGUUAACAUGUGUGCUCACUGCUUGUCUCCUCACACUUCUAGUGUUUAUCUGCUGUGAAUAUUUCGCGUCGCCGGAUCGACCAACAGUCAAGGUGGUUUUGAAUAGGAUUAUUGACGAACAACAUCGACCUACCACUUUCGUCACAUAUUACAGGGCUUCCGUGCUACUCCUUGUCGCCACCGCAAUUCUGGCUGUGGACUUCCCUGUGUUUCCUCGUCGACAUACCAAAACAGAGAAGUACGGGCAUAGCCUCAUGGACGUUGGUGUUGCUGCUUUCAUCUUUGCUUCUGCUUUAGCAAGCCGAGUAAAGAAUAUGUCAUCAUGGGAAGCGAGUACGAGAAGGAAAAAUUGGAACCGGUGGCUGCGUUCGUCAUAUGUUAUUCUUCCAUUGAUUGGUAUAACUCGAACAGCAAUCUUAACUUUUUUGGAUUAUCCACAGCAUGUAACGGAAUAUGGUGUUCACUGGAACUUUUUCUACACCUUAGCUGUAGUGAAGAUAGUUUCAAUGGCCUUACCGAAGACAUAUCCUUUGUUUUGGGCCUGUACUUUUGGCGUAUUGCAACAAACCAUGCUCAUACAAGGAUACGAGAAAUGGAUUUUGGAUGGUGAUAACCAGCGUGACAAUUUCUUCACGGCAAAUGCAGAGGGAAUUUGUUCUUUGAUGGGAUACCUCACUAUCUACUACAUAUCCGACACUAUUGGCUUAUUCAUUUCGAAAACGGGUAUCCGCAUAAAAUCUUGGAUUGAAUGUUGCUGGAGGCUGUUCGUCUUUUCGCUGGUCUUUUUCAUAAUGCAGCGCUUGUCCGAGUACACGUUAGGACCCCCGUCAAGACGAGUAGUCAAUAUGACUUACGUCUUUGCACAGAUGUCUCUCCUAACAUUCGGCCUCGCUGGUUUACUCUGCGUGCAGUUAUUUUCGAUAAUUGCAUGGGCUGCUAAUGUUCCAUACUUCUGCAUAGAUGACAGUCCAUGGAGUGGUGUAGAACCAUGUCUGACAGUAUCUGUGAAUAAGUCUGGACUGGUCUUCUUCCUGCUUUCCAAUCUGUUUACCGAUUCCACGAAAGCGUUCUUAGCGCCUAGACUGAUGACGUCGCAUACGUGAUUAAGUGUGGGUUUGUGGAGGGCUUUCUUGAUUGAGAUUAUGUUUAGGGAUAUGAAGCAUUUUUGCCCAUAUUGAAAUCCAUUGAAUUUCUGUAUAGAAUCCUAUUGCUGUUGUAUUUUGACCAAAUGACUUUAUCGAACAUAUCUCUUUUUUUUUGUUGAGAGCCUGUAUAAGUUUAUGUUUGUUACUUCUAGGAGUCAAUUCUUGAAGCAGUGAAGCUGUAAAUGAAUGAUUUGUCGACUACUU
Cylicocyclus nassatus is the source of this 1749-nucleotide messenger RNA. Lineage: Eukaryota; Metazoa; Nematoda; Chromadorea; Rhabditida; Strongylidae. The record is from the annotation of a GenBank genome assembly.